Messenger RNA from Oxyura jamaicensis (ruddy duck), 2367 nucleotides. RefSeq names its product F-actin-monooxygenase MICAL1-like. Gene Ontology annotation, molecular function: protein binding. NCBI's taxonomy places the organism in Eukaryota, Metazoa, Chordata, Aves, Anseriformes, Anatidae. The record is from RefSeq and is a predicted model, not a curated record.
UCUCCGCAGCCCUUCUGGCCCCUCGGCACCGGCGUGGCCAGGGGCUUCCUGGCCGCCUUCGACGCAGCGUGGAUGGUGCGGCGGUGGGCGGCCGGGACCCCCCCUCUGGAGGUGCUGGCCGAGAGGGAAAGCAUCUACCAGCACCUUUCGCAAACCUCCCCGGACAACACCAACAAGAACAUCAGCCAGUACAGCAUCGACCCGGCCACGCGUUACCCCAACAUCAACCUGCACGCCAUCAAAGCCAACCAGGUCCGGGACCUCUACCUCGUGGGCAUGGUGGAGGUGGACCACAAGAAGAGGAGAGACAACCGGCUCAGCACCGCUGUCUCCGGAGACGCCUACGAGGAGCUGCUGCGGUGGUGCCAGGCCAGCACGGCCGGGUACCGCGGCGUGGAGGUGACCGACUUCACCACCUCCUGGACCAGCGGCUUGGCCCUCUGCGCCCUCGUCCACCGCUUCCGCCCCGACCUGGUGGAUUUCCACGCCGUGGAUCCCCAAGAUCCCGUCGGGAUCCACCAGAUGAUGCUGGACACGGCGGAGCAGGAGCUGGGCAUCCAACCCGUCCUCUCCAGCACCGAAAUGGCCUCGAUGGCGGAGCCCGACCGCCUGGGGCUCAUCACCUACCUCAGCCAGUUCUAUGAAGCCUUCAAGCCUUCACCAGCGUCGGCGGAGGUCAGCAAGAAGCCGCAGUCCCCCCGCGGCACGAGGGGCGCCAUCCUCUUCCUCAGCAAGCUGCAGAAGAGCCGCACCCUGACCCACAAGCGUGCCCAGGAGAGCGCCCAGAGGGACCCCGAGGCCAAAAAGAGCCACAGGGACGCCGAGGUGGACGCGGCGCUGGACGGAAACGCUCUGGAUGGUGACCACAGCCUGCCACCAGCCGCCACCACGGACCCCGCGCAGCCGCCGUCCCGCGGGGAGAGCAGCGACGCCUGCUACUUCUGCGGCCGGCGCGUCUACAUCCUGGAGCGGGCCAGCGCCGAGGGACGCUUCUUCCACCGCGGCUGCUUCCAGUGCUGGCAGUGCGGGGCCACGCUGCGCCUGGGCGACUACGCCUUCCACGAGGAGGACGGUCGUUUUUACUGCUUGCUUCACUACCCCAACGCCCCCGGUAUGGAUGUGCCCCCCGGUGAGCCCCCGGUGCUGCCCGAUGGGGAUGUCAAUGCCAACCGCACGUUUUCGGAUGCUGGGAGCCCCUGUGCGUCCCCUGAGGGCGAGGAGGUGCUCGGGUCCCCGCAGUCCCCGCCGGCAACCCCGGAGCUAGGGGAAGAACCCGGGGCAGAGGAGGAUGCUGCGGGCACCGGCGAGGUGGAGGAGCAGGAGCUGCCACCCUCGGGGCCGGACGACGUCCCGGAGGAGGACGACGUCCCGGAGGAGGACGAGGGUCCCGGCGCAGAGCCCCGACGGGAGGCGGAGGAGGCUGAGGAGGGAGGAGGCAGGAGGAAGAUCGUCCUCUCGCCCCUGGAGAAGCUCAGCCUGUCCACGCUGAGCCUCACCGGAGAUGCAGAGGCCGAGGUGCCCCCAAAGCCAGCCCGGCUGCGGCUGCAAGCGGCGCCCGAGGCCGUGCCUGCCCUGUGGCCGGGGCUGGGUGCCUGGGAGGAGGAGGAGGAGGAGGAGGACCACGAGGUGGACAUGGAGGAAGAUUCAGAAGAGAGUGACAGCGAGGAAGAGGAGGAGGAGGAGGCAGAGGAGAAGGAAGGCCUGGACCUGGGCACCAUGGGGGAGUCUUGCCCGAUCCUCGGGGACGUGAAGUACGCCACCUGCAAGCGCACGCUGCCCCGCCGGGUGCGGGAGGCACAGAUGAAGCGGUUCUGCAAAGCCCAGGCCAUCCAGAGGCGGCUGGAGGAGAUCGAGGUGACCUUCCGCGAGCUGGAGCAGCAGGGCAUCAAGCUGGAGAAGUUCCUCCGGGAUGAGGGAGGCAGCCCGGCCGACCAGAAGACGCAGUGGAUGAACCAGCUGCUGUACCUGGUGCAGAAGAAGAACAGCCUCAUGUCCGAGGAGUCGGACCUCAUGAUUGCGGUGCAGGAACUGAAGCUGGAGGAGCAGCAGUGGCAGCUCGACCAGCAGCUGCGCUGGUACAUGGAAAAGGAGGAAGCCCUGAAGACAGCCGAAGACUGCGUGGCCGAGAAGGAGAUCCUGGCACAGCUGCUGGACGUGGUGAACAAGCGCAACGCCCUCAUCCAAAUGCAGGAGGAGAAGCGGCUCAGCGAGCUGCACGCCUGACGGACCCCCCCGGUUCCUCCUGGAGGGGGGGGGACGCGAGCAGAUCCCCCCCUGGCCGACCACCACCCUGAGCUGCCUCGCGGGCAGCUGCUGCCGUGGCAAAGCCAGGUCCCCGCUUGCCGAAAGCUGCUGCGGAGGGGCCAG